AUGACCAGCGCAGCCCCUGCUAAGAAACCGUACCGUAAGGCCCCACCUGAGCAUCGGGAGUUGCGGCUGGAGGUUCCUGGAUCCCGGCUGGAGCAGGAGGCGCCCCUGACCGAUGCAGAGAGGAUGAAGCUGUUGCAGCAGGAGAACGAGGAGCUCCGCCGGCGCCUGGCCUCAGCCACCAGGCGCACCGAGGCCCUGGAGCGCGAGCUGGAGAUCGGGCAGGACUGCUUGGAGCUGGAGCUGGGCCAGAGCCGCGAGGAGCUGGACAAAUUUAAGGACAAGUUCCGCAGGCUUCAGAACAGCUACACGGCUUCCCAGAGGACCAACCAGGAACUGGAGGACAAGCUGCACACACUGGCCUCUCUUAGCCACAGCUGGAUCUUUGCAAUCAAGAAAGCGGAGAUGGACAGGAAGACGCUGGACUGGGAGAUCGUGGAGCUGACCAACAAGCUGCUGGACGCCAAGAACACCAUCAACAAGCUGGAGGAGCUCAAUGAGCGGUACCGGCUGGACUGCAACCUGGCUGUGCAGCUCCUCAAGUGCAACAAGUCCCACUUCCGCAACCACAAGUUCGCCGAUCUGCCCUGUGAGCUACAGGACAUGGUUCGGAAACAUCUGCACAGUGGUCAAGAGGCUGCCAGCCCGGGCCCCGCCCCUAGCCUGAUGCCAGGGGCUGUGGUACCUACCUCGGUCAUUGCCCGGGUGUUAGAGAAGCCAGAGUCUCUACUGCUCAACUCGGCCCAGUCAGGCAGUGCCGGGCGCCCCUUGGCCGAGGAUGUCUUUGUGCACGUGGACAUGAGUGGGGGGGGCCCGGGUGACCCAGCCAGUCCCCCAGCCCCUGGCAGCCCCACCUCACAACCCAAUGGGGAAUGCCGCUCCCUGGGCACUGCUGGGGGCUCCCCAGAGGAGGAGUUGCCCCUGCCAGCCUUUGAGAAGCUGAGCCCCUACCCCACCCCAUCUCCACCACACCCGCUGUAUCCUGGCCGCAAGGUAAUCGAGUUCUCUGAGGAUAAGGUGCGAAUCCCCCGCAACAGCCCCCUGCCCAACUGCACUUACGCCACCCGCCAGGCCAUUUCCCUGAGCCUGGUGGAGGAGGGCAGUGAGCGGGCCCGCCCCAGCCCAGUGCCCAGCAGCCCUGCC
This is a messenger RNA of Puma concolor (puma), 1140 nucleotides long. RefSeq names its product tight junction associated protein 1 (gene TJAP1). NCBI's taxonomy places the organism in Eukaryota, Metazoa, Chordata, Mammalia, Carnivora, Felidae. Gene Ontology annotation, biological process: Golgi organization. Gene Ontology annotation, cellular component: trans-Golgi network. The record is from RefSeq and is a predicted model, not a curated record.